Caenorhabditis remanei is the source of this 915-nucleotide messenger RNA. RefSeq lists its product as uncharacterized. Lineage: Eukaryota; Metazoa; Nematoda; Chromadorea; Rhabditida; Rhabditidae. Gene Ontology annotation, cellular component: nucleus. The record is from RefSeq and is a predicted model, not a curated record. Bases 1 to 915 code for a protein of 304 amino acids. Gene Ontology annotation, molecular function: cyclin-dependent protein serine/threonine kinase activity; ATP binding. Gene Ontology annotation, biological process: protein phosphorylation. The transcript is spliced from 4 exons.
AUGGACGAAAAUUCUAUCGGAGAUUACCAGUUAGGAGAUUCGUUGACUUCAAAUGACAAUUUGUAUUCCGAUUGUGAAGUAUUCGAAGCGAGACACAGGACGACGCAGAAACAGGUGAUCAUAAAACUGGCAAGAGACGUAGACAAUGCCAAUCGGGAAAUGGAGAUUCUCAACGUCUUAUCCCACGAGUUCAUUGUGAAGCUUUUGGAAUCGUUCCAAACUGAAAACCUCCGAAAUGUAAUGGUAUUCGAGAGAUAUCCUCGGGAUUUACAAGAUGUUUAUACGACAGAGAGUCUCGAAUCAAAUCGAAUUCAGAAGUUUAUGAGGCAACUGAUUACCGGAUUAGAAUAUAUUCAUGGGAAGAAUAUUAUUCAUAGAGAUAUUAAGCCAGAAAAUAUACUAGUCGACGGAAACGAUACACUGAAAAUUGGAGAUUUCGGAUUGUCUCGAUACGCCGAUUCAAAUGUUAUCAUGACUCCAGAAAUAAUUACUCUCUGGUAUCGUCCCAUCGAAGUUCUGUUGGAAUGCUCGAAUCAUACAACAGCGGUUGAUAUCUGGUCUGCUGGAUGCGUAUUCGCUGAAUUGUAUAGACGUUACCCGUUGUUUAAAGGAGAGAGUCAGAUUAAUAUGCUCAAUAAAAUAAUAAAAGUUCUCGGAAAACCAACGACAGAAGAAUGGCCAACGAUGAAUGAUCUGCCGAUUAUGCAGAGCAUUGAAUUAGACGGAUCUAAUCUGAAAAGAUACGAAGAUGCUAUUCCGAAUGUUUCUGAAAUGUCAAUUGAUCUUAUCAAAAAUAUGAUAAAAUACGAUCCGGAACAGCGGUUCAGUGCUUCGCAGAUACUUCAAAGCGAUUAUUUCCAAAAUGAAGAUACAUCAGAGAGAAACCGAAGCCGUGAUCCUCCCGAUUUCCCUUAA